CCAUUGAGAAAGAUCGGAUCGACCGAAACAUGCCCUCCUUUACAGGCUGGAUUUCCAUUUCCACCCACCUCGUAUCAAUUGGGAACGAGAAAGGCGAUCUUAACAAGCGUAGAUGAACGAUUGUUUACGAUAUCGGGAAGAGUGGCUGUUGACGAAGACGACCAUCUUUCGUGCGCAACGACGAAGAUUCGAUUUUUGAUCGUCGUACUAUUACUUGAACAUUUCGUACCGGACGUAGGAAAGGCGUUUUCGGUGAUAAUCUCUGGAGUUACUGAAGAUGUCUCUAUAUUUGUGGAAGAUGUGCUAGUUAAAGCAUUUGUUUAUUCGUUUACUAGUUGGUUAUCACUUUUUCAACCCCAAUGCAUGAGACGUCGGUGGGAAGGGCAACUUCAAUUCCAGAAUUGGGACGCGUUGAACCAGAGAUUGAAUAUCGAGAUUAUUGGAUGGGUCAAGGAACUUACUGAAGAUGGUCCUAUGUUGUGGAAGAUGUGUUGGUUAAAGCGUUUGUUUUAUCGUUUACUAGCUGAUUAUCAUUUUCAACUGCAAGGCAUGAGAAGUCGGUGUGAAGAGGAACUUACUAUUCAAGAAUUGGGAUGCGUUGAAACAGAGAUUAAAUAUCGAGAUUAUUGGAUGGUCAAGGAACGUGCCGUUAACAGACUGAAAGCGGAAAU
Molecule: messenger RNA, 671 nt
Organism: Paraglomus occultum
Lineage: Eukaryota; Fungi; Glomeromycota; Glomeromycetes; Paraglomerales; Paraglomeraceae
Source: the annotation of a GenBank genome assembly